Penicillium pulvis is the source of this 765-nucleotide messenger RNA. Its product is annotated as SUR7/PalI family protein. Gene Ontology annotation, cellular component: plasma membrane; cell cortex of cell tip. Gene Ontology annotation, biological process: fungal-type cell wall organization. The record is from RefSeq and is a predicted model, not a curated record. The transcript has 3 exons. NCBI's taxonomy places the organism in Eukaryota, Fungi, Ascomycota, Eurotiomycetes, Eurotiales, Aspergillaceae. Bases 1 to 765 code for a protein of 254 amino acids.
AUGUCUCGGCCCAAUUUGAAAGGGCUGUUCCCUGUGGCGGCAGCGUUCAUCGCGUUCAUCCUUACUCUUCUCUGCCUGUUCGCAGGCACGCAAAGGAACCUGCUCGAUGGAGCGGACAUCCUCACUCUCUACACCCCCGAAGGCGGAUCCAGCUCCGGGAUCCACGAGUUCUAUUCCAUCCAUGUUAUGUCAUACUGCCAAGGGAUAUUGGACACAGUCGAACCCGGUGCACCAGGUAGCGCGCGCAACGUGACGCAGUGUUCGGACCGCCAGAUUCUUUUCUCAUUUGAUCCGACGGACGCUUGGUCGGAAGCCAUAACACAUGGGCCUACAUUAGAAUGGCCUCGCGUGAUCAGCGACGACUUCCACGCCUUCCGUCUCACGACACAAGCGAUGGCGGUAAUGUACUGCGUCGGCGUGAGCGCGGUGGGCGCCGUUCUCCUCGUGCGGGUAUCGUCAUUCAUCUCGCGGAGGAUGCAGCAGGGACCAUUUGAGUUUGGAUUCUUUGUGCUGGGAUCCCUGAGUAUGAGCAUAGCGUCUAUUAUUGCGACGGUAGUAGCGUUUGAAUUUGUGGCUUUGAUCAAUGCCCACGGGGACGGAUCCAACGUGUCGGCUAGCUACGGGACCAAGUUCCUCGGCAUGAGUUGGGCGGCUGCUGGGUUACUUUUAGCGGGGAGCAUCGUCAGUUUGGUGAAUCUGGUCCGGGGGCCGCACGUGGAGUCGCCCCCGGAAGACGAAGAGGGGUUAGAGAAGUUGGAGGGGUAA